CGCGAAGAAAGUCUUUCAGCCGCGCGGGGAGGUGCAGUAGCGUCCGCGGAGAUCACGCCGGGGACGCCCAGACCGACAGCACAUCAUCCCCCCAUUUCACCGUCGAGCACUCUUCCGCCAUCACUCACCCUUUCUUUCUCUAGAGACACUCGCUGGUGACGGCUGUGUUGUUGCAUUCACGCUUCGUUCAUCACCCUCAACGUCAUCUUCAUCAGAUGGAAUCUUCUAACCCUCUUUCAAGACCCCUUGGUAUCCCUCUGCCUUCUGCUCGCGUGAUCACCGAUGUGGCGAGCUGAGAGCACCGGCGACCUUACAGAAACCAAGGAGUCGGCCAUGAGAGGCCUAUCGAGGAGGUUCCUGCUUGCCUUUUGCGCCUCCCUCGCCCUGUGCUAUAUCUUCCUGCUCCACAGCUCAGUUGGCAGCCUUCCAGUUGCCCCUUCACGAGAACGACCGCAUCUCGACCAAGAAGGCCGCAAGGCUGUCGUGUUAGACGCUUUCCAGCAUGCGUGGAACGGCUACUCCAAGUACUGCUUUGGGCGCGAUACGCUGCAUCCCGUAACCAACGGCUGUGUGGACGACUUCGGCGGAUAUGGCGCUACGGCAAUCGACGCUCUAUCUACCGCCAUCAUAUUCGGCAAGGAAGACGUGGUGGUGCAAAUCCUGGACUUCAUCGCUACUCUGGAUUGGACAAAGGUAAAGGGGGGAGCGCGAAUCCAAGUCUUCGAAGUCACCAUCCGGCACUUUGCUGCAAUUAUCUCGGCCUGGGAUCUCCUGAACGGCCCCUUUGCUUCGAUGGCGCAGAGCUCAACUCUCAGGCAGGCGCUGUACGACCAGAUGGUGAAGCUAGGAGACACGCUGAGCUGCGCUUUCGAUACUCCCAGUGGUAUCCCUCGUGGCUGGGUCGACCCCAAAGCGUGCGAAUCCGAUUUGGCCACGUCGAAUACCGUCGCCGCUGCCGGUACCCUGAUCCUCGAAUUUGGGAGGCUGUCCGAUAUUACAAAGGACAGCAAGUAUGUUCGUCUGGCGCGGAGGGCGGAAGAAUACUUGCUUAGGCCUGAGCCGGCUGACAGUGAGCCAUUCCCGGGGCUCCUCGGUUCCACGGUAGACGUGAGCAGCGGGGAGAUUUUGGACUCCAGCGGCAGUUGGGGGGCUUCUGCAGACUCCUUCUAUGAGUACCUUCUCAAAGCGUACAUCUACGACAGCGAGCAAUACGGCUCUUACCUCGAACGCUGGCUCGUUGCAGCAGAUUCAACCAUCACUUCCAUCGGCUCGCAUCCUUAUGGUCACCCCGAGUGGACCUUAUUGUCAACCUGGAACGGAGAAGACGUAAAUCACAUCAUGGAAUCGCUGGCCUGGUUUGCCGGCGGGAACUUCAUCCUAGGCGGAAUGGUAACAGCGAAUCAAACCCUUGUCGAUUACGGUCUCUCCAUAGCAGAUGCCGCCGGCGCCGUCUACCAGAAAACGAAGACCGGCCUCGGACCCGAGUUCGUCACGUGGGACCCUAUUUGUCACGGGUCUUGCAAGCCUGAUGAUGCGCUGCAAAUCGUUGGCGCCCAGUUCCGACUCCGGCCGGAGGUGUUGGAGACCUGGUACUACGCUUACCGCGCCACGAAGAACCCAAAGUACCGAGACUGGUCGUGGGCGGCGUUCGAGGCCAUUCUCGAGUACUGCCGCACCGACUCUGGGUUCAGCGGGAUCGUGAACGUGAAUGCUGCCGACGGCGGGGGGAAGACGGAUGUGCAGGAGAGUUUUGUGUUUGCGGAGGUGAUGAAAUACGUCUACUUGACGCAGCUCGAGGAUGACCAUGCCCCGUUCCACGUCCAAGAUAGUCGAACGGGCGUGACGAAUACUUGGGUCUUCAACACGGAGGCACAUCCUCUGAAGGUCGUUGGUAAGCCUGUAUGAGGCGCCAUACAAUUGGCUCUUCGGACCUUCAAUUCGACUUUCAGGUCAUUUCAACAAAACCCAUUUUCGGGCCACGGCGAAGAAGCGUGCGGUCGCACGACCACAGUGAAUGUCCACUGAACGCUCGACAUUCAGCGCGACGCAAUCUCGAUCUGCUGGGCAUUCCAGCUCCCUCAGGGCAACGCGAGGAGUCCCGCGACGUAUGUAGUCUAACGGAUCGGCCGUGACCUAGCUAGAGAUCCGUGGGCGAAAUGUGUGGUAUAUCUAGCGGCGAUAUCGAAACCAUCUACUACGGCAGCCCCAGUGGUUGGGCAGACCGAAUCUUUCAUUCAAUGCUCGUCCCAGCGAUCAAGAUGAUGACAAUGACAUACGGAAACGUCG
Molecule: messenger RNA, 2286 nt
Organism: Neohortaea acidophila
Lineage: Eukaryota; Fungi; Ascomycota; Dothideomycetes; Mycosphaerellales; Teratosphaeriaceae
Product: glycoside hydrolase
Exons: 4
Coding region: 283-1905 (540 amino acids)
Biological process (GO): carbohydrate metabolic process; N-glycan processing
Cellular component (GO): endoplasmic reticulum; Golgi membrane
Molecular function (GO): mannosyl-oligosaccharide 1,2-alpha-mannosidase activity; calcium ion binding
Source: RefSeq, a predicted model, not a curated record